ACCUUACAGAAUCAGAGAUUCUUGAUCAGUUGAACGUUGAUACUUUAAUAAAAUCCAAAGGAGAAAGGAUUGGUGAAAGUAAGACAAAAAAAUCAGUUUUCUGUCAAGACUUUCUACCGUAUUUGGAGAUUACAAUAACCGUACCCUUUUUCAGUUUAUACAUGGAAAGCUAUAUAUCGAAUGUCUGAAAGUUCUCCAGUAAGUUCACAGAAGAGCAACGCUAACAGACGUCCUGUUGCGAGAAGGGCAUGUUUGUCGUGUCGAGAAAAGAAGAUAAAAUGUGAUGGAGAACCGGUGAAUGUGGUGAAGACCCUUGAUACUAAUAAUAAAAUCAUACCCGAUAAUCCAAAAGUUUGCUCAAAUUGUCAAUUUCUAGGGAUCGAAUGUGUUUUCGUAGCCAGUAUGAGAGGUGGUAGAAGGAAAAAGAGAUCAAGUACAGAACUAGAGAAUCCAAUUUCAAGAAAUGCUAAAAAUUUGAAGCCAAAUUCAAUCACCGAUUAUGAAAAUAAUUCGACCAAUUCAAAUUCAAAUUCAUCUAAAUUGAUCAGUCCUCGUGGCUCCAAUGGUAGCUCGAGUAUAAGAGAUGGGUUGAAUCAGUUCUUAUUAGAUCAACACAAUAGAUUUAACUCGAGCUCAAAUGAUUCAAAACCAAUUUCUCCCACCAUUUCUUAUGCUUCAACUUCUUAUGCUGAUUUUAGACCUGCCCAUCUUGCUUCUUCUGCAGAAUCUUCUUCAAAACAACCUCACUCCAUAUAUGGCUAUCCCGUCUACGAUUAUAGGCACCAUUACCCCCCAAGUGAGACCCCAAGUGAUACUCCUGGUGCAGUAGCUAACUUUUAUAAUCAUUUACCACCACCACCUCCUAUGCCUUCCCAUUUCCGUCAUCAUUGGCCUCCGCCGCCUCCUCCGCCGCAUAUGAUGGGAUACCCACCUCCACCACCACCACCACCUCACUUGAUGUUCUACGGUCCUCCUCCAUUUGGUCCCGGUGGUCCUCCUCCUGGUAGCAAUAGCCCCGGUGAUUAUCCCCAUCCUCGUCAUUGGCCCCCUCCACCUCCUCAUAUACCUGGUUAUGGUCCACCACCCCCUCCUCCUCAUAUGCUACCACCACCACCACCGGCUCCUCAACCAGGCUCGUCACUGGAUAAAGAGUCUUCUAUUAAAAGCGGUGAUUCUAAUAAAGAUUGCUCAUCAAGAGAUCGUGAACUAGAGAGAAGGUAUCCUUACUAUAGCUACCCCCGCCACCCUUAUCCACCAGUACCACAAUCUUAUUCCCGUAGUCCAAGUCUAAGAAAUCAUUCAUCUUUAGCUAAAUUUAGUCAUAAUCGUGAAGGUAAACCAAUUUUACCACCGUUAGAUCAUUCAAGAGCAUCAAUGAUACCCGGUGAAUCAUCACUGAUCAAGGUAAAAAACCACGAAAAAUUAGAUGGCCCCGAGUCCACUACGUCUGCUUUAAAACAUCCGACUGGAUCGGAUUUCAAAAGUAUGGAUAUUGAUCAACCACCUACUAAAUCAUCCUCCAAAUCUCCAAUACUGAAUGCACCAAGCACAUCAACAAACUCAUCAUCAUCAUGUGCCAAACCCAAGAAAACGAUCGAAAACGAGUCAAGGCAUAAGUCACCAUUUGAUCCUUUAGAAUUAGAACACUAUGAAUUACCAACAUGGGAAGUUUUAAGCCAAUUACUUAAUUAUUACUAUAAGUUCAAUCAUUUAGAUCAUAAAUUUUUACCAAGUCAAGAAAUAUUUAUCGAAAGACUAUCAUUACGUCAAGAUAGUUCGAUAUUACAUUCACUAAUAGCCACUUUAAGCUUAAAUAAAUCCGACUUGAUUGAAUCAGAUGAUGAUUUUUGGAUAAGAAAAGCAUUAAAGUAUUGGGAUAAUUUAAGUGAUUUUGGAAUGUUUUUAACAUUUUCAUUCAUGUCAAAAACUAGAAGUUAUAAACGAGAUUUAGAUAAGUAUAAUGAAUUGAGUUCAAGAAUAUAUCAAAUCAUUCAUUAUAAUAGAUAUUUAGAAGUUCUACAAGAUGAUGGAUUACCCUUUAAUCGAAGACAAAUAUAUGAAAGGGAAGUAUUAAUGAGAUUAAUAUGGUCAUAUUGGAUAAAUAAUUUAAUCAUGUUUAGAUACAAACAAGGGUAUCCAUAUGAUAAGAUAUCCAAAAUUUUUAAAGAAGAAAAACUUGAAAUUGAUGCUUAUAAUUCUAAAAUUAUCCUACCAGGUAAUGAUGAUGAUUAUUUUAAUUUAAAGAAUUUAACUCAUCGAUUUAGUUUACCGGACUUAAUUAAUAAUGAUAAGAAGUUUAACGAUUCAACUUCAUUCAUUUAUGCAAUGAAAAAAUUUGAUGAUUUAUUGGAAGAGAUAAAUCGUAAUGAAAUACAUGACAACAACCAAUUUUCAAAUUCCUUUAAUGACUUUAUUGAAAAAAAUUUAUUCCGAUUAGAAUUAAUUAACAAUGAUUCUGAAAUCUUGGUUAUAAAUUCAUCGGUUUUAGCAUCAACUUUUAUGUCGAGAUACUGUAUUAUUUUACAAAAUGGGUUUCAAUUAAAAAAUUUAUUUACUUUUAAGAUUUACGAAUUUAAUAAUGAUAAAAAAACAAAAUUAGAAUAUUUUAAUGAAAUAUCACUGAAUAAUUUUACUAAAGUGACAGAAUUACCUACUUUAAUCAAUGAAUUAUCAGGUGAAAGAAUAAAUAAUUUAAUCAUGCUUAUUAGACAGGUUUUAGAGGUUUCAAAAUUAUUCGAAUUAGGAUUAGGAAAAUUUGGUAACAAUACAAAAGAACGCCCAACUGUUAUUGGAAUUACCCAAACUAGUCAUAAUGAUAAUAGUAAGCCUUGGUGGCAAGACGAAAGCUUAAUUACUUUUGGUAAAGAGAUGUGGAAAAAAUAUCCAGAAUUUUCAUUAGAUAUUGCAUGUUCAUUAAUUGCGAUACUAGCAAGUCUUAUUGUAUUGACAAAGUUUUUAAAGUUAGAUUUUAAUAAAGAUCAUACCCAAUUGAAACUAUUAAAAUCAGAUAAAACCUUAAAGACUCCUUUUAAAGAUAGCGACGAAGAAAUAAUUAACAAAUUUGAUGCUAAUCUUUUAUUCGAAACUUUCAGCAAGGUUAUUAAUUUCAUUCAAGUUAAACUAAGAAUAGAUAACAACUUUGAUGAUAUCCUAACCAAUAAUACCAUCAAUAAGAUUAACAACAUCAGCCAUUACCUCGAAGAAAUCAUGUCAAGUCUUGAUUAA
Molecule: messenger RNA, 3225 nt
Organism: Hyphopichia burtonii NRRL Y-1933
Lineage: Eukaryota; Fungi; Ascomycota; Pichiomycetes; Serinales; Debaryomycetaceae
Gene: ZCF31
Product: Zcf31p
Exons: 1
Coding region: 181-3225 (1014 amino acids)
Biological process (GO): regulation of DNA-templated transcription
Cellular component (GO): nucleus
Molecular function (GO): transcription cis-regulatory region binding; DNA-binding transcription factor activity, RNA polymerase II-specific; zinc ion binding
Source: RefSeq, a predicted model, not a curated record